Ceratotherium simum simum (southern white rhinoceros) is the source of this 2510-nucleotide messenger RNA. RefSeq names its product cyclin dependent kinase inhibitor 1B (gene CDKN1B). Gene Ontology annotation, biological process: G1/S transition of mitotic cell cycle; negative regulation of mitotic cell cycle; negative regulation of cyclin-dependent protein serine/threonine kinase activity. The record is from RefSeq and is a predicted model, not a curated record. Gene Ontology annotation, molecular function: cyclin-dependent protein serine/threonine kinase inhibitor activity; protein-folding chaperone binding. Gene Ontology annotation, cellular component: nucleus; cytoplasm. Lineage: Eukaryota; Metazoa; Chordata; Mammalia; Perissodactyla; Rhinocerotidae.
GCCGCGCUCGCCAGCCUCGUCGGGGCGCGGCUCCCGGCGCCGCAACCAAUGGAUCUCCUCCUCUGUUUAAAUAGACUUGCGGUGUCAAUCAUUUUCUUCUUCGUCAGCCUCCCUUCAACCGCCAUAUUGGGCAACUAAAAAAAGGGGGCUCGUCUUUUCGGGGUGUUUUUCUUCCCCUCCCUGCUCCCCACGUUCUCGCCGCUCCACGGCUCGGACGCCGGCAAGGUUUGGACAGGCGCUCGGGGCGCGGGACCCGCGGGCUUGCAGCGGCCCGGACCCGGACUGGCUCUGCCGCCCCCUCCGCGCCGCUGCGCUCCCCGCCCUCCCGCUCGCCCGUCCGCUUGAGCGGCGGCCGCUCGCCGCUGCCUGGCCGGGGCUCCCCUCGCCCCCUCCCCCAGCCCGGCGCGCUCCUGACGCUCGGGCGCUCUCUCGGGGGUGUUUGUUGCUCUCCGCUCCGAGGGCAGUCGCGGGGCUCGUAAGAGGGGUCCGGGCCGGGUCGGGGCGUCUUGUUUUGUUCGGUUGUGUUUCCCGAGAGCGGCGGUCGUCAAGACCCGGGAGGAAGAUGUCAAACGUGCGAGUGUCUAACGGGAGCCCGAGCCUGGAGCGGAUGGACGCCAGACAGGCGGAGUACCCCAAGCCGUCCGCCUGCAGAAACCUCUUCGGCCCGGUGAAUCACGAGGAGUUGACCCGGGACUUGGAGAAGCACUGCCGAGACAUGGAAGAGGCCAGCCAGCGCAAGUGGAAUUUUGAUUUCCAGAAUCACAAGCCCCUGGAGGGCAAAUACGAGUGGCAGGAGGUGGAAAAGGGCAGCUUGCCCGAGUUCUACUACAGACCCCCGCGGCCACCCAAAGGCGCCUGCAAGGUGCCGGCGCAGGAGAGCCAGGAUGUCAGCGCGAACCGCCAGGCGGUGCCUUUAAUCGGGUCUCAGGCAAACUCAGAGGACACGCAUUUGGUAGACCCAAAGACUGAUGCGUCCGACAGCCCGACGGGCUUAGCGGAGCCGUGCACUGGGAUCAGGAAGCGGCCUGCCGCCGACGAUUCCUCUCCUCAAAACAAAAGAGCCAACAGAACAGAAGAAAAUGUUUCAGACGGUUCCCCGAACGCGGGCUCAGUGGAGCAGACGCCCAAGAAGCCGGGCCUCAGAAGACGCCAAACGUAAACUGCUCGAAUUGAGUAUGUUUCCUUGUUUAUCAGAUACUUCACUGCUUGAUGAAGCAAGGAAGAUAUAAAUUGAAAAAUUUAAAUACAUAUCGCUGACUGAAUGGACAUCUUAUAUAAGCACUGAAAAGCAACAACACAAUAACACUAAAAGUUUAGGCACUCUUAAAUGAUCUGCCUCUAAAAGCAUUGGAUGUAGCAUUGUGCAAUUAGGUUUUUCCUUAUUUGCUUCAUUGUACUACCUGUGUAUAUAGUUUUUACCUUUUAUGUAGCACAUAAACUUUGGGGAAGGGAGGGCAGGGUGGGGCUGAGGAAUUGGCAUGGGGGGUAUGAAGAGCUUGCUUCGAUUUAGAGCAAGGAGAAAAAUAUUUGACUUGCAUGAAGAGAAGCAGUUUUGGGGAAGGGUUUAAUUGUUUUCUUUAAAGAUGUAAUGUCCCUUUCAGUAAGAACUGAUACUUCAUUUUAAAAAUCAUCCAAAUUUCAACACUGGCUACAAGUAACUGCUAUUUAUUUUUACAUGAAGCUUAUUCUCAUUUGGGAGCUGUGAUGAUUCCGUUAGGUAGCAGCAAAUGGCUCUUUUUUUUUAACCAACAACAACAACAAACUAUCCUUCUCAGUGCUCCCCCCAAGUCCCUGUUAAAAUUGUAAUUUACCAGUUAAUUGUUCACCAGUUAGGUCAUCCCUCCAGGUAAUUCUGGACAAAAAUUUGGGGUGUAUGGGGGAAGUUCUGCAUGCUCAAAAUUGACCAGCUAAUUUUUAUCAGAUUCGUUGGAAAAAUUUCUUAAUUUUCUUUUUAUUUUGGGCUUAGUAGACACAGUCAAAAUAAUUCUAAAUCCUUGGAUAUUUUUUAAAAGUAUAAGUAACUUCACAUUAAAAAAAUGAAAUAAUUUUUAAUUUAAAACUUCUCAUUCUGUUUAUUUGCCCAAAAGAAAGUGGUGUUUUUAAAGGAAAGUGCGUGUAGAGAAAAGUACAUUCGUGGGUUAAGUGAAAUGGAUAUGACAUCUUUAAACAGUAUUUUACAUUGCCUGUGUAUGUGUAUGAAACAGAACCAUUUGAAGUGUACCUGUGUACAUAACUCUGUAAAGACACUGAAAAUUAUACUAACUUAUUUAUGUUAAAAAGAGAUUUUUUUUUUUUUAAUCUAGACCAUAUACAAGCCAAAGUGGCAUGUUCUGUGCAUUUGUAAAUGCUGUAUUGGGUAGAAUAGGUUUUUUUCCCUUCUUGUUAAGUAAUAUGGCUGUGCUUAAAAGGUUGCAUACUGAGCCAAGUAUAAUUUUUUGUAAUGUGUGAAAAAGAUGCCAAUUAUUGUUACCCAUCAAACAAUCAAUAAAGAAAACUUCCAUAGCUAUUCA